Messenger RNA from Penicillium atrosanguineum, 1359 nucleotides. RefSeq lists its product as uncharacterized. The record is from RefSeq and is a predicted model, not a curated record. Bases 1 to 1359 code for a protein of 452 amino acids. NCBI's taxonomy places the organism in Eukaryota, Fungi, Ascomycota, Eurotiomycetes, Eurotiales, Aspergillaceae. The transcript has a single exon.
AUGUCAACUCUUCUGUCUUUUAGAGAUAAACGCCUAUCGCCGGCGCCCGCAGGAGCUUCCAUGUACCACCACGAUCCUCUUAUUCACGUGGAACGGCAGUCAAAGCACAUCCAGAGUAACCUCCAGGCCUUGAUUGAUGCGCAGAGCGAGGGCCUUGUUUCUGGCUUGACCCGACCAGAACCAGACAACACUUCGGACGGAAGCUUCACACCUACCUCUUCACGAGCUAGUCAAGCUCGGUCUCCCCCAAUAAACACUGCCAGAAAGUCCCCGGCCAAAAAGAUCGGGCUUCGUACAGCGCGACAGGGUAUUUUUCAGUCCAUAUAUGACCUAUUGAAGCUGCGAGAGGAGGAACGAGAGAUUCUCUCCUCACAAACAGAGGAACGAGACAACGCACUCCAAGAAAUCGAGAAUUUUACCUCACAACGAGAUGGGUUAGAAGAGGCUAUAUCUACCAUUCAUACAGACCGAGAAAACCAGCGCGCUAAAGAACUGCAAGAAGAGGCUCACCACCUCGAGACUGACAUUCGUGAAUUGGAGGCCAGGCUCUAUGAGAUGAAAGCCAAGCACCGACAUCUUGUCAGCGAGAUUUCAAACGUGAAGAACUCGGUUGACGCCAAAUUAUCCACCUAUACUGAGUCCAUGUCCCUUCUCGAGUCCAACAUUCGCAACUACCUUCGCAACCCUCCCGUCCAGCCCCUCUCGCGUACGAGCAACUCUAGCUUCUACUCCUUGAACCCCAAGCGUCGAACCAUCGAGAUAGCCCAAGAAAACUGGAGAUCGGAACAGGAAGAUCUACACAGGAGGCAGCAUGAAGUGGAUGCAGAGAUUCUGGCACUCGAGGAAGGCGGCGGUGUCUGGAAACAAGCCAUGGCUGACAUCUCUGGCUUUGAAAAACGCCUCAGCGCCAAUAUGCGACACUACGUUGAAUUGCAAGAGCAAGCGAACGGUCUAAAUCAUGGGCAGGCUGAGGAUACGACGGAAGAAGUGGCUGCCAAUGUUGCAGGGGAUCUGGAUAAGACCACACGGCGCUUAGAGGCGCAUUUGGAGCACGCAGAGGACAAACACUGGAACCUUCUCGUCUGCUGUAUUGCUGCCGAGUUAGAAGCGCUGCGAGAAGCAAGCAAGAUGCUUCUUCCAGCCUUCGGCUUACCUGUACCCAGCGACGAUGCUCUAUCUGGCCAGUCGCCGUCUUCGGCAGGGCCAGGUCACAAUGAACCUGCGCAAGAAGAUCAGGAUCAGCUUGAAAAUGACAAUCCUGAGCCACCGGCCGAUCUCUUGAAGGAUGGUCAUCACACAGACGCGUCCAGGUCGGAGGACGAUGAGCCUGACCCGGCAUGGCUACUCCCUGGAUCUUGA